This is a messenger RNA of Clunio marinus, 1423 nucleotides long. The record is from the annotation of a GenBank genome assembly. NCBI's taxonomy places the organism in Eukaryota, Metazoa, Arthropoda, Insecta, Diptera, Chironomidae.
GUUCAAAAUUGACUUUUCCGGAAAGGAUUUACGUAAUCAGCUUGUGUUCAAUGUUGUUUGUGAAUCGGAAUGAAAACAACGACUUAAUAAAUAAAAGUUACAAACACCGAAUACUAAACUCAAUAACGGGAAGAUUUUCUUUAUUGUUCGUCUUGUUUUUGAACUUUAUCAUUUGUCAGCCGCUUCCGGAUGUAAUGACGAAACCGAAAAAGGGGCAGAAACAAAAAAAUUUAAAAGAACCAGUUGAAGAGGAUACGACAGAAAUUGCUAAUGUUGAUUUGGAAGAUGAGGAAGUAAAUUCAGGAUUUGGAAGUUAUCUGAGAUCAUCGACCGGGCAGGAGACGUUGAAACUGUUCGUCAUCGUUAAUUCGCUUGUAAUGUUUUUAACAAUUGCAUGGCCUCAAAUGAAAACUUCUUUUGAAUUCAUUAAGGAAAUUAUAAUUGAAUAUUUUGGUCCGGUUGACUUCCUAUAAACAAGCGAACUUUAUUAAAAAAUUAAUUAAGAUUUCUCCUGUGAAAAUUAAGAAAUAAUUUUUAAAUACUCAAUUACUGCUCAACCAUAUCUAAACAAUGUUUGCACUUCUAUUUCGGGGUUUCUUCUUACUUGGAAUAAUUUCAUGGUAUAGUUAUGGUGUGUGGAAAUUCAUCGAUGAAUAUUUCCGACACGAAUACAAGAAACAUUUGCUUGAUGAGUACAAACGUAAUAAGAACCUUCAGCCUAAAUCGGAAACUUUAACCGGUUUGACACCCACAAUAGAUUUAAAUAGCUUACAAGAAUCAUCUUUGGAUAAUGCUAAUCACUUAGCAAAUUCAGAUGAAGCUGAGAAUUGUGACAAUGACUCAUGUCAAAGCAGCAAAAAAUUGGAUUAUGAUAAUCAGAAGUUAACGAGGGAUGAACGACAAAGACAAGAUGAUGAUGGAUUUGUAAACUACUGGCUUCAACGGAAAACGAAAGAUAAUUCCGAUAAUGAUCUCCAUUGUCGAGUGAAAGAAACCAAUUGUGAAGACAAUUUAUGAACGAUUGGACUACUUCCACAUAUUUAUUAUGUUGCUAUCGAAAUCAUCGACCAUCAUGUACAUAAAUCGUGUCGUCUUACAGAUGAUUAUAAUUAUUAUAAAAAAUUGAAUAAAACCUGUUGAAAAUUUCACUUUUCUCUUGACAAUGUCGAUUACAAUCGAGUUCGUAAAUUCGUUUAUCAUCAUUUUCUCAACCGCAUUAUUUAGUGUGAGAAAUAUGUGAGAAGUGUUUGAUUGAGGCCUGCUUUCAAUCUUUCACAAUGUUUGAUGUUAGAAAAAUUUAAAAAAAGUAUUGUAAACAUUAAAAAAGUGGAAAUUUUAAAUUAUCUUUCGCACAUGAUUCUCAUUUGCUGUAAAUUAAUCAUCAUGACAAGAAGAUCAUAUUUGAUUGCUUUGAUAGUCCGCC